CCACUUUACAAUACUUGCGUAUUUACCUGAACACUUCGCUUGGUGGCGUCGAUUUGCUUUUUUUCGCUUUUGCCUGUACCCUAUCUGAGAAAAGACUUCAAGAACGCCAACAGAGGCAACUAACGUGACCAUCGCAUGAACGGCAAGAUGGACCGUCGCAAAAAGCGCACCUCCUCCGAGCAAUACCAGAUGUACAUAGAUAUGAUGGAGUCCGACCCUAUUUUCGCCACCGGGCGGCUUCCACGCGAUUGCGAUGUCAGUUACUUGACCAAGAAGUGGAAGGAGCUCUCCGACAAGCUUAACAAAUGCAGCUCCGGUCCCACACUCACGGCAGAGGAGUGGCGAAAGCGCCUGAAUGACUGGAAGAACACCACCCGCUGCAAGUACAGACGCAGUCUUCAGUCAACGGACAAGGACAUAUCAAUGACGACCCUAGAGAUCCGGGCUCUGGACCUGUUUGGCAAAGUCCCCAGCACCACCGGCGAUGCUCUGGUAAACCUAAAGUCCGAGAAGGAUGAAAACGACGACGAAAUGGAGGAACUGGGUCAACGCACAUCGGCAGCCUUCCAAAAGGAGCUACAGGCAGCUGUAGAGGAGGCCAUUAACGAGGAGGACGAGGAUGAGAUGGUAGAAGAGCACGUAGAUCAGGAGGACAUGCUGGACGAUGGCCUGGCGGACAAUGGCGGCGGCAUCGAAGGUGCUGCAGGGGCCACCACAGCAGUGAACACAGGCGGCGGCACUUAUCGUACCAUUGUCGUGGACAACACCUCCUACGAAUCCGUGGAAGACGAAGGGCAGGAGGUGAUCCAUCAUCCCGUAGAGUUUGUUACCACGAGACGCCAAGCAUCUGCGGUUAUCAACGCCGGAACAGCCACCUCCGCUAGCAAGCUGAUCAAUGGAGAGCUGCCCGCAAAAAGGAUGCGCACACAGGCCCGGGAUCAGAUCAUCUACGAAGUUAAAAACGCGCCGCGUUGUAUUUCGAACAUGCAGGCGGUGCCGCCGUUGCACAACACAAAGCUGGAUCGGGAACGAGAGCCCAGCUCGCUGACCUCCGCGCUAACCAGCAACGAUGCCCAACAGAUUGCGCAACAGCUGAAGCGGCUGGCCGAUAUCAAUAACGAAACACUGCAGUUUGAGAUAGCGCGCUUCAAGUUCAACAAUCCCGGUUUCCAGUACAACGCGCCAUCGUUAUAGUGCUUUGGGCAGCAGGCCAGAAAGUCUCAACAGUCCGCAACGCUGCAGCAACAGCCGCAGGAGUAGUCGAAACGGAUUCAGUAGCGAAUAGAGCAGAUCAGGAGGAGCUAUAUAAGACGGAAUAUCUCGAAUUGUAUUGUGUAGAUGUGGAAUAAAGGUCGCCGACAAUGUGUAUCCAUCUCCUGCAUGGUCUCUGCCGGAAGCAGAAUCGUAAUUUAUAGUAGCCAGAUUAGAUUAAAAUUUACAAAUAGUCUUUUAAAAGUGUACUCGAUUUAUUAUCCUUCACAACACAUUGCAUUACGAUAUCCAUAUGUGUAAGUUUGAAAAUGAAUUAAAAAAAGUAAAUUGGACAAGUAAUUUUAACACGUUUUAUGUAAAUGUAAAGAAUAAAGUUUACCAAUGAUAAA
Drosophila bipectinata is the source of this 1601-nucleotide messenger RNA. It is a transcript of the gene prod, whose product is annotated as proliferation disrupter. Lineage: Eukaryota; Metazoa; Arthropoda; Insecta; Diptera; Drosophilidae. The record is from RefSeq and is a predicted model, not a curated record.